Messenger RNA from Trichechus manatus latirostris (Florida manatee), 3201 nucleotides. RefSeq names its product solute carrier family 8 member A1 (gene SLC8A1). Gene Ontology annotation, cellular component: postsynapse; sarcolemma; axon. The record is from RefSeq and is a predicted model, not a curated record. Gene Ontology annotation, biological process: sodium ion transmembrane transport; cell communication; calcium ion import across plasma membrane. Gene Ontology annotation, molecular function: calcium:sodium antiporter activity. Lineage: Eukaryota; Metazoa; Chordata; Mammalia; Sirenia; Trichechidae. The transcript has 10 exons. Bases 36 to 2948 code for a protein of 970 amino acids.
CAUUAGGUUGGGACAGUUGGAAAUCAUUGUACAAAAUGUUGCGAUUAAGUCUCUCACCCACCUUUUCGAUGGGAUUUCAUCUGUUAGCCAUUGUGGCUGUCUUAUUUUCCCACGUGGACCAUAUAAAUGCUGAGAGUGAAAUGGAAGGAGAAGGAAAUGAUACUGGUGAAUGUACCGGCUCAUAUUACUGUAAGAAAGGGGUGAUUUUACCCAUUUGGGAGCCCCAAGACCCUUCCUUUGGGGACAAAAUUGCUAGAGCUACUGUGUAUUUUGUGGCCAUGGUCUACAUGUUUCUCGGAGUAUCUAUCAUUGCUGACCGGUUCAUGUCCUCUAUAGAAGUCAUUACAUCUCAAGAAAAAGAAAUAACCAUAAAGAAACCCAAUGGAGAGACCACCAAGACGACUGUAAGGAUCUGGAAUGAGACAGUUUCUAAUCUAACCUUGAUGGCCCUGGGAUCUUCUGCUCCUGAGAUUCUGCUUUCAGUCAUUGAAGUGUGUGGCCAUAAUUUCACUGCAGGAGACCUGGGUCCUAGCACCAUCGUGGGAAGCGCUGCAUUCAACAUGUUUAUCAUUAUUGCCCUUUGCGUUUACGUGGUCCCGGAUGGAGAGACGAGGAAGAUUAAGCAUUUGCGUGUGUUCUUUGUGACCGCAGCCUGGAGCAUCUUUGCCUAUACCUGGCUUUACAUUAUUUUGUCUGUCAUCUCUCCUGGAGUUGUGGAAGUCUGGGAAGGCUUGCUUACUUUCUUCUUUUUUCCCAUUUGUGUUGUGUUUGCUUGGGUAGCAGACAGGAGGCUUCUGUUUUACAAGUAUGUCUACAAGAGGUAUCGGGCUGGCAAGCAGAGGGGAAUGAUUAUUGAACAUGAAGGAGACAGGCCAUCUUCCAAGACAGAAAUUGAAAUGGAUGGGAAAGUGGUUAAUUCUCACGUUGACAAUUUCUUAGAUGGCGCUCUGGUUCUGGAGGUUGAUGAGAGGGACCAAGAUGAUGAAGAGGCUAGGCGAGAAAUGGCUAGGAUCCUGAAAGAACUCAAACAGAAGCAUCCAGAGAAAGAAAUAGAGCAACUAAUAGAAUUAGCUAACUACCAGGUCCUAAGUCAGCAGCAAAAGAGCCGAGCAUUUUACCGCAUUCAGGCUACUCGCUUGAUGACGGGAGCUGGCAACAUUUUAAAGAGGCACGCAGCUGACCAAGCGAGGAAGGCUGUCAGCAUGCACGAGGUCAACACUGAAGUUGCAGAAAAUGAUCCAGUUAGUAAGAUCUUCUUUGAGCAAGGGACAUAUCAGUGUCUGGAGAACUGUGGUACUGUGGCCCUGACCAUAAUCCGCAGAGGUGGUGAUUUGACCAACACUGUGUUUGUUGACUUCAGAACAGAGGAUGGCACAGCCAAUGCUGGCUCUGAUUAUGAAUUUACUGAGGGAACUGUGGUCUUUAAGCCUGGUGAGACCCAGAAGGAAAUCAGAGUUGGCAUCAUUGAUGAUGAUAUCUUUGAGGAGGACGAAAAUUUCCUUGUGCAUCUCAGCAAUGUCAAAGUGUCCUCUGAAGCUUCAGAAGAUGGCAUACUGGAAGCCAAUCAUGUUUCCACACUCGCUUGCCUCGGAUCUCCCUCUACUGCCACCGUGACGAUUUUUGAUGAUGACCAUGCAGGCAUCUUUACUUUUGAGGAACCUGUGACUCAUGUGAGCGAGAGCAUUGGCAUCAUGGAGGUGAAAGUAUUGAGAACAUCUGGAGCACGAGGAAAUGUUAUCGUUCCCUAUAAAACCAUUGAAGGGACUGCCAGAGGUGGAGGAGAAGACUUUGAGGACACUUGUGGAGAGCUCGAAUUCCAGAAUGAUGAAAUUGUCAAAACAAUAUCAGUCAAGGUAAUUGAUGAUGAGGAGUAUGAGAAAAACAAGACCUUCUUCCUUGAGAUUGGAGAACCCCGCCUGGUGGAGAUGAGUGAGAAGAAAGCCCUGUUAUUGAAUGAGCUUGGUGGCUUCACAAUAACAGGGAAAUACCUGUAUGGCCAGCCUGUCUUCAGGAAAGUUCAUGCUAGAGAACAUCCGAUUCCCUCUACCGUAAUCAACAUUGCAGAGGAAUGUGAUGACAAGCAGCCGUUGACCAGCAAAGAGGAAGAAGAGAGGCGUAUUGCAGAAAUGGGGCGCCCCAUCCUGGGAGAGCACACCAGGCUGGAAGUGAUCAUUGAAGAAUCCUAUGAGUUCAAGAGUACCGUGGACAAACUCAUUAAGAAGACAAACCUAGCCCUUGUGGUUGGGACAAACAGCUGGAGAGAGCAAUUUAUUGAAGCGAUCACUGUCAGCGCUGGGGAAGAUGAUGAUGAUGACGAAUGCGGGGAGGAGAAGCUGCCCUCCUGUUUCGAUUAUGUGAUGCACUUUCUGACUGUGUUCUGGAAGGUCCUCUUUGCCUUCGUCCCCCCGACAGAAUACUGGAAUGGCUGGGCAUGUUUCAUUGUAUCUAUCCUCAUGAUCGGCCUACUGACAGCUUUCAUUGGAGACCUGGCUUCCCACUUCGGCUGCACCAUUGGUCUGAAAGAUUCUGUGACUGCGGUGGUGUUCGUUGCGCUUGGAACUUCAGUGCCAGACACAUUCGCAAGCAAAGUCGCCGCCACCCAGGACCAGUAUGCAGAUGCAUCCAUAGGUAACGUCACCGGCAGUAAUGCGGUGAAUGUCUUCCUGGGAAUCGGCGUGGCCUGGUCCAUUGCUGCCAUCUACCACGCGGCCAAUGGGGAACAGUUCAAAGUGUCCCCUGGCACACUAGCUUUCUCUGUCACUCUCUUCACCAUUUUUGCUUUCAUCAACGUGGGGGUGCUGCUGUAUCGGCGGAGGCCAGAAAUCGGAGGUGAGCUGGGUGGGCCCCGGACUGCCAAGCUCCUCACAUCCUGCCUCUUUGUGCUCCUGUGGCUCUUGUACAUUUUCUUCUCCUCCCUGGAGGCCUACUGCCACAUAAAAGGCUUCUAAAGGAACAAUCAGAUAUAGUAAAUUUAUAUAUAUAUAUACAUAUAUAUACAUAAAGACUUAUGUAUAACGAACAGAGGAAACUGACAUUUGUCAUGUUCACUUACCUGCUGAUGGAAUCCAGCUUCAAGAGCAUACUCUGUACUAGGGCUGAAGUAAGAAACCAUCACCUCCCGUUCGCAGGGGCAUCGUCACGUUGAACAAGGCACGGAGGCAGAGUCAUCUUUGCAGCUCUGCCUAGAAGGGUUGUACUCUC